UGUCAUUUUUACCAGAAAUUAAGCAUUGUGCAACAUAAAGGGCUUUUACUUCCAAGUGUCUUCAAUGCGGAACGCCCAUUAAAACCGAGCAUUUGCAGAGCUCGACUCAAAACCUGGGUAGAAAAUAGACUAUUACUUAUUGUUCAUAAGUACACAGUCACACAAUAACAGUAUAAAACAAUAAACAAGUCCAGUUCAUCUGACCUAUAAAUGUCAAAUAAAUACAAUAGGUUAAACAAUAUUUUAAUAUAAUUCAUGUUUUUUGUAUUCACUACGUCAAUUUGACGUAUGCAAUCUGUAAAACAAUACCAAAUAAUUCAACUUAUUAAAAAUACAUUUCAAAACAGCAGCUCAAAAUCAUUUAAUAUAAUUUAUCUUUGUUUUACUACGGUCACAGAUUGAUCAUCAUUGCGAAAUCACUUCAAACUAAAGUGUACUUUGUGAUUUCGUUUUUAAACUAUAUAUAUCCCGUUUAAAACACUACUAUUCCCAAGAUUCUCGGAGGAGGUCCAAGAUUUCCGGGGAUAGCGUUGCCAGUGGGAAGGUGCGCGCAGGGGGACCUGUUGGAUAUGACGGGAGCAAAAAUCCUGUUUCACAUACGAAAUCAAAACAAACAGCCCGGGGUCUAAGGCACAGAGCAGGCAGAGAGCUUCCAGACGGCGUCAAACAGGGUGAUGCUUAAUGGAGACGCUCAUGAGUGCCGUGGCCCCGCGUGCACCAGCACCAGUGCCGGCGAGGCGGGUGUCCGAGGUGGACUUCCGCUCGGGCACGACAUUUGAGCAACUGUCUGCGCAGGUGCAGGAGCUUGUGCAGAUGGAGCAGGGGGAGUUUGGAGACCAGACUGCGCUCGAGGUGCACACGGCCAAAGACUUUAUCUUCAACAUGCUGGGGCUGGUCCAGAAGGUAGACAAGCGACUACCAGUUGCCAAUGAAUACCUGCUGUUGUCAGGUGGGGCCAGGGAGGGUGUCCUUGACCUUAACCCAGAAGACCUAGGUGACUACGCCAGAGGUGUUGACUUUGAUUUGGACUUCACUUUACUGGUGCCUGCUCUUAAGCUGCAUGAUCGCAAUCAGCCCGUAACGCUGGAUAUGCGGCAUUCCCCAGCAUUGCAUUCAUGGCUGAGUCUACGCCUGUGCGACCCUGCAAUGUUGUCACGUUGGAGUAUCUGCUGUCAAGACGAGAAUGAUAAAGAGAAGAAAGAUGAGGACGACGAUGAGGAGGAAGAAACUGGAGCUGUACAAGGUGCAAUCCCUUCCUUAUCCCCUCAAUCAUUAGAUGGAUGCUAUUUCUCACCUCUGUUGGUCGCUGACUGGUUUUGGAAUGUAGUUGGGAAGGCAGUGGAGAAGCUGCGGCAGAAUCCUCAAAGGGGGAUUCCCGUUCCUGAUCGUGUAGAGCGGAAUGGUCCACUAACAACGCUUAUUCUCACUGCAGGAACUAGCCGUAUCCUUUACGAUUUGAUUCCAGUAGUUUCAUUUCGUGGCUGGCCAGCUAUUGCACAGGGCUGGCUAACUACAAACCAUUUCUGGGAUGGUAAAAUAACCGAAGAGGAGGCUAUCAGUGGCUUUUACUUGCUUCCAUGCUGUUCGUCUGCUGCUAGUCCUUCUACCAGACCUGACCGUGAGUGGAGACUUGCCUUCUCCCGCAGUGAGGUUCAGCUGAAAAAAUGUGUACCCUAUCCAAUGGCACAGGCCUUCCAAGCUGCUAAAGCUGUUUUGUCAAGACUGUUAGCUCGACCUCGCACUGGCCUUAGCCUUUACCACCUACGUACCUUGAUGUUUUGGGCAUGUGAUCGCUUGCCUACAACCUAUCUUAGCUGCCCAGAUCAUGAGACACCUUCCCGGCUGUUCCUUGGUCUUCUGGAUGACCUGGCACACUGCAUUCUAGGCAAAAACUGUCCCAAUUACUUCCUUCCCCAGUGCAACAUGCUGGAACACCUCACAGAUGAUGCUACCCUGUUGGUUGCACGGAAACUUGCACAUUUACGCUCAGAUCCUGCUGAGCACUUAAGAGCAGCAUUAGAGCAGACACGACAGGCAUGCCAGCUCAAACGUGAGGCGGCGGCAACAACAAGCAAUGGGCACGGGUUAUCAUUGCCUAGGCAUGGUUAUGGUGCAGUGUCGCCACAAGAUGACCAGUUGGCACAGCGACUACAACAGUUGGUAACAGAGAACCCUGGCAAGUCCAUUUCAGUCUUCCUCAACCCAGAUGACGUUACACGGCCACAUUUCCGCAUUGACGACAAAUUCUUCUGAGUGGACUAAGCAGACACCACAAGGUUUACACACAUACAAAAAGAGGGAUCGUCACGUCACCGUUCUGCGGUAUAACACCACAUUUUUAAUGAUUGAAAUUCUUUCAUAAUUUAUUAACCCUUAUGUCAUUCAGAACCUGUAUGACUUUCAUUAACCAAACAAUACUGGAACCCAUUGGCUUCCAUUGUAUAGACACAAAACCACAGAGACAUUUCUCAAAAUAUUACAGACAUGCAUAGGUUUUGAAUGACAUGCAGGUAAAUAAAUGUUGACAGAAUUUUGUUUACAGGUAAACUAUCCCUUUAACACUCGACUACUAAAUCAAAUUUACUAGAUUCUCAAUAGAGGGAUUGAAAGAGUUUUAUUUAUCAACUGAUAUUAGAAAUGUCAGGGAGAACUGAAAUGAUUUUUUAUACUUAAAAAAGGUAUAGCCGUGAUUGAACAGCAUCCUUCUGGAAUCCCCAUGUGACGGAUGGACAUCAAGCAGACUGAAGCAGUGGUGAUAUUCUUAAGGGUUUUAUGCUGGUUUUAGCCUGAUGCUCAAUACUACUGAGAAUUGAUACACAAGUGCUGUAAUCCACUGUAAAACCUGAGGGCAAUACAACAGGAAAACCAACAAGGCAAAGUAACAUUAUGAUGAAACCGAAUGUAAUUUUUUGUCGAGAAGUUUUGGAUCUAUUUAUCACAUAAUCUUCUCUUGCUUAGUCUUUUUUGGUAUGUCAGUUACCUGCUUGCACCCUUUCUCAGGUAAUUUUUCUUGGUUUUUACUCAUGGUUUUUGAACUGUGCUUUACAGUAAGAGAUAAAGCAGAGCGAGAGAAUAUCUCUGAAACCCAGGCCUUGUCAUUUACACUGUAAAAAGCUGCUUUACAGCCUAUAGAAAUAACCUUUUUAAGCAGAAUAUUUUUUGUUCUAAACUAUUUUGUUUACUUUAAGUUUUCUAGGUUAGAGUGUGCCAAUGAUUGGGACAGAUUGUUUUAAAUUCUGGAUAGUAAUUGGUUGAGCUAAUGACACAGAAAUAGCACUAAAGUAAUGAGAUUUUGUAUUAUUUUGCUGCAGGGGUACUUAAUGCGUUAUGAUGUCUGUCUUCUGUAUGCCAAGGAAAAGACACCAAAGAAAGUUCAAAGGACUGAUUAAAUCACAUGAAGGCUAAUGGGAAUCUCUACUGUAUAUUGUCAGGAUUUUACACUGUAUAACUAAAAAUGCCUAUUUAAAGGGUGUAAAUGUUAUAAAAUGCUUUAAAUUAGCAUAGAUAAUAUUUUGUGUUUUUCUGUGUAUAUUAUGCCCACUGUUUUAGCACAAUGCCUGAUAUCAGAUAAACAGUGGUACUAUGCAAUUUCAGUGUUUUCAAAAUCUCUGUAAAAGAGAUAUUAAGGUGUAUUAUCUGUGGUAAUAACCUUGACUGUUUUCUAUAAUGAUAAUUAUUUAUUUGAGUAAAAUCAAUGAUCCUGCUUCAGGGUGUGAUAAAAUAUUUCUGAGACAUUUCAGGUCUAGUAUCUGUAAGCAACCAAAGUCCAUACAUUUUUGUCCCAACUUUUGAAUUAUGCUCAUGUGGGCCCAGUGUUCCUUUAACAAACACAGUCCCUCAAGUCAUUCUGUGGUGUACAAAACUACAUAAUUUAAAUAAAAACAGAGUUUAUUUAAAUGCUACAAAUAUUUAUAUUUCAAAUAAUUUCUUGUGUGUGACUCAAAAGUUUUUUUUCCUUUUGAGAGAGAUUUCUUUUAUUUCAUUUGUGUGUGAUGAUGCUGGCUGUAGCAUGAAAUAAAAGUAAAUCUU
Messenger RNA from Triplophysa dalaica, 4029 nucleotides. RefSeq names its product transmembrane protein 102 (gene tmem102). Bases 682 to 2253 code for a protein of 523 amino acids. The transcript has 3 exons. NCBI's taxonomy places the organism in Eukaryota, Metazoa, Chordata, Actinopteri, Cypriniformes, Nemacheilidae. The record is from RefSeq and is a predicted model, not a curated record.